AUGCACACAAUAAGACAGACCAAUGGGUUAGCGGGUUUCACCAAGCGCUCAGAGAGUGAGUAUGAUUGUUUUGGGACUGGUCACAGUUCUACCACCAUCUCAGCAGGCUUGGGGAUGGCUGUUGGAAGAGAUUUAAAAGGAAGAAAGAAUAAAGUAGUCGCAGUUAUAGGUGAUGGUGCCAUGACAGCAGGUCAGGCUUAUGAAGCCAUGAACAAUGCUGGUUACCUAGACUCCGACAUGAUUGUUAUUCUGAAUGACAACAAACAGGUCUCUUUACCCACUGCUACUUUGGAUGGUCCCGUACCACCUGUAGGAGCUUUGAGCAGUGCUCUAAGUAGGUUGCAGUCAAACAGACCUCUCAGGGAAUUAAGAGAAGUUGCCAAGGGAGUUACCAAGCAGAUUGGCGGGCCUAUGCAUGAACUUGCAGCGAAAGUUGAUGAAUAUGCUCGUGGGUUGAUCAGCGGUCCUGUCGAUGGUCAUAGCAUAGACGAUCUUGUGGCCAUUCUCAAAGAAGUUAAGAGUACUAAAUCAACUGGUCCCGUGCUGAUCCAUGUUGUCACAGAGAAAGGUAGAGGAUACCCGUAUGCUGAGAAAGCUGCAGACAAGUAUCAUGGAGUGGCCAAGUUUGAUCCGGCAACUGGAAAGCAACUCAAAGUUAGUGCUAAAACACAGUCUUACACAACGUACUUUGCAGAAGCUUUGAUUGCAGAAGCAGAGGUGGACAAAAACAUUGUUGCAAUCCAUGCAGCAAUGGGAGGUGGAACGGGCUUGAAUCUUUUCCUUCGCCGCUUCCCUGCACGGUGCUUUGAUGUGGGGAUAGCAGAGCAGCAUGCUGUAACUUUUGCUGCAGGAUUAGCCUGUGAAGGCCUUAAACCUUUUUGUGCAAUCUACUCAUCUUUCUUGCAAAGGGCUUAUGACCAGGCAAGGCAAUACCUCCACUUUUCUUCUCUGGCAAUAGUAUUUGAUGAAGCUUAG
This is a messenger RNA of Ilex paraguariensis (yerba mate), 975 nucleotides long. The record is from the annotation of a GenBank genome assembly. Lineage: Eukaryota; Viridiplantae; Streptophyta; Magnoliopsida; Aquifoliales; Aquifoliaceae.